Impatiens glandulifera is the source of this 468-nucleotide messenger RNA. RefSeq names its product BAG family molecular chaperone regulator 4-like. NCBI's taxonomy places the organism in Eukaryota, Viridiplantae, Streptophyta, Magnoliopsida, Ericales, Balsaminaceae. The transcript has a single exon. Gene Ontology annotation, molecular function: protein binding. Bases 1 to 468 code for a protein of 155 amino acids. The record is from RefSeq and is a predicted model, not a curated record.
AUGAAGAAAUUCAUGAGAUCAAAGAGUUGGACUAAUUCCUUGAUCAGAAACAGACCCUGCAAGACACAACCGGUGGUCGGCGGCAGCGGCGGCAAAGAGUUGAAGUUAAGGGAUUCCGGCGGCACCGGAGAAGUGAAGUGGGAAGUGCGUCCCGGUGGCAUGAUCGUCCAGAAAAGAUCAGAAGAUCAUGAAAUGAUCAGAUCGAUGAAUAAUAAUAAAAUUACAGUUAGGGUUUCGAGUGUUAAUUCACAGGGUGAUUACUGGCAGGAUGAUAUAACCGUUUCAUCUACUUCCACCUUUGGUGAGUUAAAAAUGGCGAUUUGUAUGGCUCGGGGAUUAAUUAUGGAUAGUAAUAUUAAGAGAAUUGUGUACAAAGGGAAGGAGAGAGAAGAUAAUGAGCAUGUUCAUAUGGUUGGAAUGACGGAUAAAGACAAGGUUUUCUUUCUCGAUCAUCCAUCCAUCAAUUAA